AUGGCGGUGGUUCAGUUUGGGGAGGACGGCGAACCGAAUAUCUCGAAGCCAGUCCGACGAAUGCGAUGGGCCACGCAGCGACAUACAGAUUCUGGAGGGCUGAAGAAACGAAUUUCUAUCGUCGACAGAUUCCAAAAGAGACUCAGUUUGAAGGAGGAAAAACGCGAGUCCACUGCCAGUAGUCUGCCUAAGGGCAGGCAAUCUCCUGAAGGAAGUGCCUCGACAGAUGACUCUGACCAGCGGAGGAUAUAUUUCAAUACUCCUAUCGCUCCAGAAGAUAAGGACGAGGAUGGGAAUUUGAAUGCUAGCUAUGCAAGGAACAAAAUCAGAACUGCGAAAUAUACCCCAUUAAGUUUUGUCCCCAAAAAUUUAUGGUUCCAGUUCCAUAAUAUCGCCAAUGUGUACUUUCUUUUCAUCAUUAUUCUCAGUAUUUUCCCAAUUUUUGGCGCUUCAAAUCCGGGGUUGAACGCCGUACCUUUAAUCGCUAUCCUCACCAUCACCGCCAUCAAAGAUGCUAUCGAGGAUUGGCGCAGGACAGUUUUGGACAACGAAUUGAAUAAUUCCCCAAUACAUCGGUUGGUUGAUUGGAAUAAUAUAAACUCCACGGAGGACAAUAUAUCUACGUGGCGCCGGAUAAAGAAAGCAUCAACUCGAGGUGUUAAGAAAUUAUACAAGUUUAUUCAACGUCUUCGGCAUGGAGAGCCGGCUAAGAAGGAAGAAGAUGCGCCGACCAGGCGUAGUUCCAUCGCAACGUCAAGGCGACAAUCCACAUACUCUCAACGAGCUUCCAUGCAAUCGAAUCGCACUGAGGACGUAAAUGGCGCCAUACCAAUGACGCCUAUUCCUUCCCCGUCUUUCGACAGACGACGGGCUGAGUCCACUGCAUGGGGCUCAGAUGAUACUACCCGCGUGGAUGAAAGUCCACCUUUAUCCACUUCGAAUGGAACUUUGCCACCCAGCGCAGCGCAUCUGGCCCCUGAAGCUCUAGGCUUGGCAGACGUCCCCAUUGCUCCUAAAAGCUAUGGCAGUGUCCUCGACAAGUCGAAGCAAACGCCAGGAACGGCGAGGUUUGCCCGAGAUUACUGGAAGAAUGUCCAGGUGGGUGACUUCGUGCGUCUUUACAACGAGGAGCAAAUCCCAGCCGAUGUGGUAAUUUUGUCAACGUCUGAUCCUGAUGGCGCUUGCUACGUGGAAACCAAAAAUCUUGAUGGAGAAACGAAUUUGAAAGUGCGACAGGCUCUUCACUGCGGACGUGGUGUCAAGCAUGCGAGGGAUUGUGAAAAGGCCUCUUUCAUCAUUGAAAGCGAAUCUCCCCAUGCGAAUCUCUACCAAUAUAACGGUGCUAUUAAGUGGGAGCAACGAAACUCCAAAAACCCGGAUGCUACUCCUGAGGAAAUGGUUGAACCCAUAACUAUCAACAAUGUUCUUCUUCGGGGUUGUAACCUUCGAAAUACCGAGUGGGUUCUUGGUGUUGUUAUAUUUACAGGGCUACAAACGAAAAUUAUGCUUAAUUCUGGCGAAACUCCGAGAAAGCGUGCCAGGUUAGCAAGAGACCUUAACUGGAACGUCAUUUACAAUUUUGUUAUCUUAUUCUUUAUGUGCCUUGUUUCUGGUAUCGCACAAGGCGUAACCUGGGGACAGGGCGACAACUCACUGGACUGGUUUGAGUUUGGUUCCUAUGGUGGCUCUCCUUCUGUUGAUGGGUUCAUUACUUUCUGGGCUGCCAUUAUCCUCUUCCAGAACCUUGUACCGAUAUCACUUUACAUAUCACUCGAGAUCGUCCGCACUGCUCAAGCCAUUUUUAUCCACAGCGACAAUUUUAUGUAUUACGAAAAGCUACAGUAUCCCUGUACGCCAAAGUCGUGGAACAUUUCUGACGAUCUCGGCCAAAUCGAGUACAUUUUUUCCGACAAGACCGGAACCUUGACCCAAAAUGUCAUGGAGUUCAGAAAAUGCACAAUUGCUGGCGUAUCAUACGGAGAAGCGUACACAGAAGCACAGGCUGGUAUGCAACGCCGAGAGGGAGUUAAUGUGGAAGAAGUUGCCAGAAAAGCUAGAGACCAAAUUGCAAGAUCGCGCGUUGCGAUGCUCCAACAACUUCGAUCUAUCCAUGAUAACCCUUAUCUUCAUGACGAUCAACUAACGUUUGUUUCUCCUGACUUUGUUUCUGAUCUCGCUGGCGAAUCUAGCUCCGAACAACGAAAGGCGACAGAAGAAUUCAUGCUGGCUCUCGCUUUGUGUCACACUGUUAUCACUGAGCGGACGCCAGGCGACCCUCCGCAAAUUGAUUUCAAAGCUCAGUCCCCUGAUGAGGCAGCAUUAGUUGCUACAGCUCGAGAUUGUGGUUUUACUGUGCUUGGAAGAUCAGGGGACGAUAUCAAGGUGAAUGUUAUGGGCGAGGACAGGUCGUAUACUGUUCUCAAUACAUUAGAGUUUAAUUCGUCCAGGAAAAGGAUGAGCGCGAUUAUUCGACUGCCUGAUGGUACGAUUAAGCUGUUCUGCAAAGGUGCGGACAGCAUAAUUUACUCCCGACUCGCUCGCGGUGAACAGCAAGAACUAAGGAAAACAACCGCAGAGCAUCUUGAAAUAUUUGCAAGAGAAGGCCUGCGCACCCUUUGUAUUGCUGAGCGGGUACUUAGUGAAGAUGAAUACCAGACAUGGAAUAAAACACAUGAGCUUGCAGCUGCGGCCCUCAUUGAUCGUGAUGCCAAGCUUGAAGAGGUUUCCAGUGCAAUUGAGCAACAACUUACAUUGCUUGGUGGCACAGCAAUUGAAGACCGGUUACAGGAAGGUGUACCAGAUACCAUUGCUCUACUGGCUACCGCUGGUAUCAAGCUUUGGGUGUUAACGGGAGAUAAAGUCGAGACGGCCAUUAAUAUCGGAUUUUCAUGCAAUCUGUUAACUAAUGAGAUGGAGUUGAUUAUCUUUAACAUUGAUGGCAACGACCCAGUGUCGGCGUCAAAGGAGCUGGAUAGAUACUUGUCCGGGUUUGGCCUUACUGGGUCUGAUGAAGAACUCCUUGCCGCUCGAGACAACCAUGAGCCUCCAGACCCAACACAUGCCGUUAUAGUUGACGGUGAUACCUUGAAACUGAUGCUGAGUGAUGAGCUGAAACAGAAAUUCCUCCUGCUAUGUAAACAGUGCAGGUCUGUCCUGUGUUGUCGAGUCAGCCCAGCUCAGAAAGCUAGUGUCGUGCAGCUUGUUAAAGAAGGAUUAAAUAUUAUGGCACUUUCUGUUGGCGAUGGCGCCAAUGAUGUUGCCAUGAUUCAAGAAGCAGACGUUGGUGUUGGAAUUGCUGGCGAGGAAGGCCGACAAGCUGUCAUGUCGUCAGAUUAUGCUAUCGGCCAAUUUCGAUUCUUGCAAAGAUUAGUGCUCGUGCAUGGAAGAUGGUCCUAUCGCCGGUUAGGUGAAACGAUCGCCAAUUUCUUCUAUAAGAAUCUUGUUUGGACCUUUGCCCUAUUCUGGUAUUGUAUAUACAACAAUUUUGAUGGGUCUUACCUUUUUGACUACACUUAUAUCAUCCUGGUCAAUCUCGCGUUUACCUCGUUACCUGUUAUUCUAAUGGGUAUCUUGGACCAAGAUGUGGAUGAUAAGGUGUCAUUGGCUGUGCCACAGUUAUACAAAAGAGGUAUUGAGCGCAAGGAAUGGACCCAAUGCAAAUUCUGGUUAUACAUGCUUGAUGGCUUUUACCAAUCGGUUGUCUGUUUUUUCAUGACAUAUAUGCUUUAUUCGCCGGCCCAAAAUGUAUCAGAAAAUGGGCUGGAUAUCAGUGACAGGAUGCGAAUUGGCAUUUUUGUUGGAUGCUGUGCCGUCGUUUCCAGCAAUCUCUAUAUUUUGCUGAACACAUAUCGUUGGGAUUGGUUGACCGUACUGAUAAAUGUUAUUAGCUCUCUUUUGAUCUGGUUCUGGACAGGGGUUUACUCCUCAGUCCCUGCGUCUGGAUUUUUUUAUAAGUCCGGUGCCGAGGUGUUCGGUAGCCUUGCCUUUUGGGCCUUGACACUGCUCACAGUCACAAUGUGCCUGGCUCCGCGGUUUACUGUUAAGACUCUUCAAAAGAUAUAUGCUCCCAGAGACGUGGACAUUAUUCGCGAACAAGUAACGCUUGGCAAUUUCAAGCACCUUGACAAUUUCGAAGCAUAUGUCCCUCCUACCGCCGGCUCCAUGUCGGCCUCAGGAGCAGCUCCCCCAAAGCUAACGGACACGAAUGGCAAGAAAGGCGUCCCCGAGGAUGAGCGCCCCAUCUAUCCCCCAUCUGUGGCGCCUACAGCCAACACACAUAACCCUCGUAGCCAAAAUGGUAGCGAUGGAACCGGAUAUUCCGCGAGUUUAGAAAUGCGACAUCAGCCGCAGCAGUCCCUCGAUCGCACUCGACACUCGUUUGACUUCCGAAGUCAUCCACGACAUUCUGUUGAGCGAGUACGACAGUCAUUUGAGCAAGGACGACCCUCAGGUGAACGUGCAAGGACUAGCUUUGAAGCCAGCAAUGAUUUCACUUCUGCUGCAAUGUUGGCCCGAAUGGAAUCGACGCACGGCAGAUAUGGUCACCAAACACCCAAUCCGAUACCCGAACACUAA
This is a messenger RNA of Ophidiomyces ophidiicola, 4575 nucleotides long. It is a transcript of the gene DNF1, whose product is annotated as phospholipid transporting ATPase. NCBI's taxonomy places the organism in Eukaryota, Fungi, Ascomycota, Eurotiomycetes, Onygenales, Onygenaceae. The transcript is spliced from 4 exons. Gene Ontology annotation, biological process: phospholipid translocation. The record is from RefSeq and is a predicted model, not a curated record. Gene Ontology annotation, molecular function: magnesium ion binding; ATPase-coupled intramembrane lipid carrier activity; ATP binding. Gene Ontology annotation, cellular component: plasma membrane. The coding region runs from base 1 to 4575 and encodes 1524 amino acids.